Spea bombifrons (plains spadefoot toad) is the source of this 3551-nucleotide messenger RNA. RefSeq lists its product as uncharacterized. The coding region runs from base 669 to 3215 and encodes 848 amino acids. The record is from RefSeq and is a predicted model, not a curated record. Lineage: Eukaryota; Metazoa; Chordata; Amphibia; Anura; Pelobatidae. The transcript has 2 exons.
UUGGGCGUGUAAGACCUAAGUGAACAUGUUUGAACACCUAAUUAGGUGAAGACCAAUAGACUGACAUCAUUUUCAAAUGGUAUAUAAGCUUGGUGUACGAGAGGCAUAGGAGGAGAGGUAGAGGAGAGAUGUACUUGCCAUCCACAGACUCUUCUUGUCCCAACACUCCCUCCCUCCAUCCUCAGGAAUGCAUAGGACAGAUGCCAUCAACUAAAUUCCUUUCCAAGGUUUUGUAAGACUUGUUUCGUAUUAUUUUUGUUAUCUUCUUUUUAUAUUCUUCUUUUAUUUUUGUUCGUAUUAAAUGUUUUACCUUUGUUUGCAUCUAAGUGACUCUGCCUAUUUUUGACGCACAUACAUUUAUAUGUGAUCCAAUUAUUUGAAGUUUGUAUUGGCCCUAUAUAUUUUCUUACAUAUCUGGCGUGCCAGCCCUGCGUAUUUUUUCCUGACCUUUGCCCUCCAGCUUGCUCAGGGGGAAGGGCAGAUAUAUCUGUACACUUUUUGCAAACUGUCGGGAGAAAAUUAAGAAAAGAACCUUUGAGAAUACAGACUUAUUGGAACCACAAGUGCUAAAAGACGCUAUUGACGGCAGACGCAAGAAAGCCAUACAGCGUGAUACAACAGCCACUCAAGGAGAGUUCACUAAACAGGGAACAAAGUUCUGCAAGAAAAUGGAGGAACAAAACUGUUUACUAUUGGACAAAGAACCUCCAAAGAAACAGCAAUACAAGAAGCGUGACAUCAAGAUAGCGUGUUACAUAUUACUUCCAUGGUUGUUGGUGCUGAGUUUUUUGGUUGCUGUGUUGUUUGAUCUAUACCAGAAGCCAAUUGGAAUGGAUGAUCCAACAAAGGAUUUACCACAGAAGAUAUUGUUAUCACAUAAAAUAAGAGAAGUUCAGGUGGAUCGACUCCUGACAUCAGACAUUGAUACAUCAAGAGACAUUGUUGGACAAAUUAGAUUCGGUUAUGGCUCCAGAGAUCAACCUUGUUUGACUAUAUUUUUUGAGCAUACCUCAGAAAUCACGGUUCAUGCGAAAGUAGGACCAAAAGCCAAAUUCACACAGUCACAGGGGAAUUAUACCCAUAAUAAUCAGACAGGUGUUUGGGAAUGUCAUCCUACUGAGUCCAUGUGGUGGUCUAUAACAAUUAAGGGAGAAGAACAUGCACAAUGGACAGGUGAUGUUACCAAUGAGAUGUUAACAUCAGGGAAAAUGGGAAGAUCUAAGACAGAGAUUUGGUAUAAGACUCAGUCUUAUGGGAAAAUCUUAGAUCCUUCACUGCUUUCUAUAUCAGCAGGGGAUGAUGAUUGGACUAGGGUUUGGAACUUUCAGGUGGAAAGAGAGACAGCUUUGGUCAAAGUAUCUUUUGUGUUUACGGUAACUAAUUCUAUAGCACCUGAAGUUAGAGUUAAUCCCCGUAGUGUGAAAGUCCAAGAGGAAUUGGAACCUAUAGAACUACAAUGUGGGACAAGGUUACCAUUACCCCAGGAAGCAUCACUCGUUUGGUCAAAAGGGAAAACAUCUUUAGGAAGUUUUACAAAUAAUCCAACUCGUAUACUUCAUAAGGGUCAAAUGGGGGAUGUACAUUGGAAUGGUAUGCAUUUUAUGCUUAGAUUAGAUAGUCCAACUCGUAAAGACUCUGGGAUAUAUGAAUGUUGUGUAUUACUGAAAGGAGAUUACAAACACUGCGACAGAGCAAAUGUCAGUGUUUGGUCCCCUGAAGAUAAUUUGUGUACUGGUACUAGACUCAAACCAUCCAAUCCUUUUCAGGUUAAUUAUUUUCAAUCUAAACCAUUAUUGAGGAAUGGAUCGUUUGUAACCCUAGUUUGGACUUUUAACAUGACUGAUUGGAAAAUAUCCACUUGGUUUCCUCAAUGUUUGUCACACCUUACUAAUAUGGAAAAAGGUCUUGCCCAAUGGUUUGGACAAAAUCCAUUGAGAAUGACAAGAAGUAGACGAGGUGUUAUUGAGGGAAUCUUGGGGGGUGUUGGUUCGGUAGGAAGCUUACUGAAUACUAUGGAUAUAAAUACUCUUAAAUCCGAUUUGGGAUCCGUAAGUUAUGUGGGAAGUCAGGGAGCAAAAGUACAAAAAGGGUUAAAUCAGUUAUUGGAACAAAUGGUUCUAAGUUCUGCUACUGUGAUUGGGUCGUCUGUAUCUCACUUACAGGAUGCCACUUUAGACUUAAUAGAGAGUCAAGAGGAGAAUCAAGUGUCAAGGGCAUGCCUGGAAAUACAGAUAGAAUAUUCCACUAAUCUAAAGAUGAUUGCACAGGCUUUACAGAGUGGUAUUACACCUUUGGGUUUGUUGAAAAGCUUACCUGAUAAAUAUAGUUUUGGUCUGGGUCAUAUUGAUUUGUGGAUUAAUAAAUGGAUGGGUUGUGAUCAGGAUUUUUGUAUUGGGACAUCUUUAAUCCCAGUGGCAGGAGUUGAACAAGUAAUGGUACCAGUAACAGUUUUAGGAAUUCCGGUCAGUGACACACAAUUGAUUCAUUAUAAUUUAAGAUAUACAGAUUUUGUAUUUGAUGGGGAAAAUCUGGAACAAUUAGAUGUGUCAGCUUGUCUUCAUUUUGUUUCCAAAGUAAUAUGUCUUCCAGGGCAAGAAAAAGUUGUCUAUCAUUCUUGUUUUCACAAUCAUUCAUCAUGUGAGGCCAGAAUUGAAAGUGUUACAUCUGUGCAUGAAUUAAUGACUCAAGUAAAGAUAGGAAAAGUUUGUUUUCAGGUAAUGAAGGAAGAGUCAUUGGUCAGAGCAUUCUUUUCAAAUUGUAUGCAUAAUGAAACUCUUCACAGAGGAUUAUAUUGCAUAGAAGGAGAAUUGAAAAAGUUAGAGAUAGAUGGGAAAAAGUUUAAUGUCUCGACUAUGGGCAUAGAGCGUUUAAAAACACUACCUCUGCAAUUUAAUCUCACACAGAUAGACCAUUUUCCUUGGAAAACAUGGACUGAGGAAAUAAAAAAAGAUAAGGGAUUAUUGGCCAUAUUAAAACAACAAUUGAAAAAUGCCGAAAUUGUUUUCCAACAUAAACAAGGUGAAUUAGAACAAAUUCAACAUCAAUGGAAUGAUAUGUCUGGAGUUAGUUGGUGGUCAAAUUUUAAAAAAAUCAGUAAAUAUGUGGUCACAAUCUUCGGUAAAAUCCGCAGCUGGGAAUAUAUUGUUGAAUCCAAUUGUUAUUAUAGCUAUACUUGUUUUAUUAUGUAUUAUUUAUCAAAGUUUUCUUAUGUGUAGAAUAAGUAAGAUAUAUAAACAUGUUAAGUAUGAAGUAGAUAAGGGAGAUGGAAUAUUAAGGGAGUUGAUAAAAAGGGCACAAUCCUCUCAUUCCAUAACAAAUGUAGAGAAAAGGGUGUCUCAUGCUAAUGAUUAUCAUAUGGUCCCAGGUAAAGUGUGAUGUGAUUGUAGUAUAAAUGUGAUACGAAUGUGAUACGAAUGGUGAGUAAAUGUGUAUAUUUGAAAAGAUAUGAUAAGGAUAUUAUCCUAUCAUCAGGGGGAAUUGUAAAAUAUUCUAAUACAUUUUCUAACCUCAAUUAAGAAAUGGACCAUAUAUAAUUAUUAGUAUAGGCAAUA